AAGUUACAGGCCUGGGGCGUGACUCCCCACUAUGACCUGCCCAGCUAGGAAUUUAUGAUCCGAUCACCUUAUGAGGUUACUUUCCAUAGAACCAAUGUUGGUGACAAGCCUAAUUUAAAUGAGAUAAUGUACGUCAUGGGCCCGGUCUCAGCAGACCCUCACAGCAGAAUUUAAACAGAAGAUUGAAAACAAUUUGAACGUUCAAGAGUCAUCACGAAGGUGCCAUGUCUGAGGGCUCAGUUCUCUGCACUAUAUUUAUGAACCCAUUUGACCCUCACAACUGUAUGAGGGAGGCACUGUUACCACCCCAGGUUACAGAUGAGGAAACUAAAGCACAGAGAGGCUGAGUCACUUGCUAAAGUCACAGCAUUACCGAGGUUUAAGCUCGGAUAUAAAGACAUUUGUCCCGACUGUAGAUCCAGCUCCCCCUGAAGAUGUGGUCGGCAGGGGUUUGCUUUGAUCUCUGUGCUUGAGGCCGGUAGUAUCCUUUGGUUCAUCGGCUCAGUCAGUGCCAGAUAAUAAAGCUGGGGAUAGGCUUAGAUGGGCGGCACCUAGGACCCAGACCACCCGAGGCUGAAGACCCCCUCUCUUUCUCCCUGUAGAGCCUUCGCCUGCCUCCUGCCCUCCUCAGCCAUGGUCUGGAAGAAACUGGGCUUCAGCAACUUCUCCAGCUGCCCCAACGGCUCCCGCCAGUGGAUAUGGGACUUGUUUGGUGAAUGUGCCCAGGAUGGCUGGGACGAGGCCAGCGUGGGCCUGGGCUUGGUGUCCAUUCUCUGCUUUGCCGCAUCCACCUUCCCACAGUACAUCAAGGCCUGCAAGACGGGCAACAUGGACCAGGCGCUGUCCGUGUGGUUCCUCCUGGGCUGGAUCGGCGGGGACUCCUGCAACCUCAUCGGCUCCUUCCUUGCUGACCAGCUGCCCCUGCAGACCUACACAGCGGUGUAUUACGUCUUGGCAGACCUGGUGAUGCUGUCGCUAUACUUUCAUUACAAGUUUAAGAAAUGCCCCUCGCCACUGUCUACCACCAUCAAUUCCAUGCUCUUGUUCAUCUUGGGACUGGCGUGUACCACCCCACUGCUGAGCAGAGCUGGCUCUGUGGCUGCUCCGAGGGAGGUCUUCCAUGGACGGAAGCUCCUGUCUGUGGAGCCAGGCAAUAAGCCUUUCACUCGGCAGGAAAUCAUUGGUUUUGUCAUCGGCUCCAUCUCCAGCAUCCUGUACCUAUUCUCCCGGGUACCUCAGAUCCGCACCAACUUCCUGCGGAAGUCGACCCAAGGGAUCUCCUACUCGCUGUUCGCCUUGGUGAUGCUGGGGAAUACGCUGUACGGGCUGAGUGUGCUGCUCAAAAACCCUGAGGUGGGCCAGACUGAGGGCAGCUUCCUGCUGCACCACCUGCCCUGGCUCGUGGGCAGCCUGGGCGUGCUGCUGCUCGACACCAUUAUCUCCGCACAGUUCCUGAUCUAUAGGAACGCCUCCAUGUCCUCCGAGUGCCAGCCCCUCCUCCCAGGCUGACCGGGACCCAGGCCAAGCCCAGAUGACCAAGACCUCCAGAAGCCACACCAGGAGGAGAGGAGUGUGGGCAACGGUGCUGCGGACCCUGGACUCGGGCAUGGAGGAAGCUGGAAUGGGGGGCCUAGAACUCCCAGCCCAGCUGCCUCCCCCCACGCCUUCAAAACCUGGGCGGACUCUUCCAGAAGCCCUGACUGACUCCUCCAGGAGCAAGACGGUCCCUAGGGCCAGCCUCCCCCUGCCUUGAGACUCACCCUCCUUCCAGGGUCUGAGGCAGCUGUCCCUGGGAAUCUUGAGGGAGGGCCUGCAGCUGAGACCUUGCCCCGCAGAAAAUAGUGCAGCUGUCCCUGGGCUCACCUACCUCAUUCCGCUGCUUGCCCCCUGGAGAGGGACACAGCUGCAGCCCUACAUAACAAGGACUGUCCUGUUAAUUGCAGCCAGCCUAGUAAACGGUACUGCCCAGCAAGGCCUGUUCUGUUGCUCCUUCUCAAGGUGCUGGGGUCUGGGCCCCACCUCCCAGGGCCCAGGCGGGGGCCUAAUGGGUUAGGCUGUGGGAGAGCCGAGUAGGAGGGGACCGAGUCUGCUGGCUAGUCUCAGGGGGGCCCCUGACUGCUUCAACCGGCUUCUCUGACACAGCAGUGAGAACGACGCUGCCGGGGUCCCUUGGGAAGAAGCAGAAUAGUGAAGGUUCAGGUCUUGGUUCUGUGUCUUAGCUCCUCUGUGCCUCAGUUACCUUAUCUGUGAAAUGAGAUGACAGUAUUACGACAUCAUGUCUUCAUAAGAUGGUGCGAUUACUGAGGUUAGCCCCAAAGUGUGGCAAGCAGUAAGAGCUCAAUAAAAGUUAGCUUGUUAAUUUUUA
Molecule: messenger RNA, 2365 nt
Organism: Pteropus alecto (black flying fox)
Lineage: Eukaryota; Metazoa; Chordata; Mammalia; Chiroptera; Pteropodidae
Gene: SLC66A1
Product: PQ loop repeat containing 2
Exons: 7
Coding region: 634-1509 (291 amino acids)
Source: RefSeq, a predicted model, not a curated record